AGGGUCUCUAUUUCAGAUUGCCAUCAUGUCACAAGGUCCACAAGGUCCACAAGGUCCACAAGGUCCAAAAGGCGUUGGACCACCACCACCUAAACCUGAUGGUACUGAAGGGACAGCCACUGUCACUCUCACACUUAAUGAUGAACACGAUGAAAGCAAGACUAUCGUGUAUAAACGUAAUGGCUUGAUUAUUAGUUCUCGUAACAAUGAAGAUUUCAAGAAUUUUSUGAAUACCAAAACCAAGAACACUGAAUUCUUCAUAUACUUUUGCUCAAUUGAUCUGCCUGAAUAUUGGAAGGAUCGUUUAAUYAAAUAUGAAGUAAAAGUCCAUCGUUUUACCAAGCCAAACGAUGACAAAUGUUAUACAAUAGAUCAGAAUGCAGCUGAAGGCAUUGUAGUUGUCAAAGGCUCACAUCACAUAUUUUUGCCUUUAAACGUGGGCAAGUUCAAACUAAAAUACACAAGCAGAUUUCCUACGUUUUUAAAAGAUUACAGUAAAAACUUCAAGUGCGAUCAGCAACAAAUUGAUUGCAAAGGAAAAUAUAAGGGAUUGAUAAAGUAUGAGUUGAUAAAGUAUGAGAAAACUGUAGUAAAGUUUAAUAAAAUCACUUUUUCGAGUAACAACUAUAGACUUGAGUUGAGAGAUAAAUUGUUUGACAAGUUGGUUGAUGGCCCACUACUUCUGUGCAGCAAUGGAAAGGAAUAUGCAGUUGGUUGGUGUGCUAAAGCUCGAGACAACAACAGCAAAAUCACGUGGUACAAGUUYAAGCCUCAAGGUUCAGAUAUAACAGAAAUUUGGAAAGCUUCUUGUGAUCAACCUGAUAGUGUACAGCCAGCCCCUGAAGGAGCAUCCAGUACCAGUCAGCCAGCUCCUGAAGGAGCAUCCAGUACCAGUCAGCCAAUCCCUGAAGGAGCAUCCAGUUCCAGUCAGCCAACCCCUGAAGGAGCAUCCAGUACCAGUCAGCCAACCCCUGAAGGAGCAUCCAGUACCAGUCAGCCAACCCCACAAGGAGCAUCUAUAGCCGGUCCUCCCAUACAAGAACCUUCAACUCUAAUGAAAGAUCUAAUCCAAACAAACUCAACAGUUAAAGACUGCCUAAAAAAUGGUCUUGAUUACGACUACAAAUUGUUAAGUAACUGGAGACACCUUGCCGAUCAACUGAAAGAUCCUGCAGUUCCUCAAGAAGUGAAAGAAGCUUGUGAAAGUGGUACAAUCCACAGUCCAACUUUGGAAGUUCUGGGGAGACCCGAUAUAUGCAUAAAACCAGUUCAAGAGCUUAUGGACAAACUAAAUGGAAAUGGCUUGAAUCGAAGAUGUGAUGUUCACCUUCAAUUGAGUAACGGGAUUCCUGAAGGUAAGGUUUUGAAACUACUUCUUUAA
Messenger RNA from Exaiptasia diaphana, 1381 nucleotides. RefSeq lists its product as uncharacterized. Lineage: Eukaryota; Metazoa; Cnidaria; Anthozoa; Actiniaria; Aiptasiidae. The record is from RefSeq and is a predicted model, not a curated record. The coding region runs from base 26 to 1381 and encodes 451 amino acids. The transcript is spliced from 3 exons.